Molecule: messenger RNA, 701 nt
Organism: Acipenser ruthenus (sterlet)
Lineage: Eukaryota; Metazoa; Chordata; Actinopteri; Acipenseriformes; Acipenseridae
Product: histone H1-like
Exons: 1
Coding region: 81-701 (206 amino acids)
Biological process (GO): nucleosome assembly
Cellular component (GO): nucleosome
Molecular function (GO): DNA binding; structural constituent of chromatin
Source: RefSeq, a predicted model, not a curated record
UUGCUGUGUUCUGGGACAUAGAGCUGUUUCAGUAUUGUUUUGAAGUAAUAGAAAUUUACUUUGCCUUUACCACGGAAGAAAUGGCAGAAAUCGCUCCUACAGCAGCUCCUGCUCCGCUUAAGGCUGCCAGGACCACCAAGAAGAAAAGCGCUACCAAGCCAAAGAAAGCGGGCCCUAGCGUGUCUGACCUCAUCGUCAAGGCAGUGUCUGCUUCCAAGGAGUGCAGCGGCGUGUCUCUGGCUGCGCUCAAAAAAGCUCUGGCGGCCGGCGGCUACGACGUGGAAAAGAACAACUCCUGCGUCAACAUGGCAGUCAAGAGUCUGGUGAGCAAGGAGACCCUGCUGCAGACCAAGGGCGUCGGUGCUUCUGGCUCCUUCAAACUCAAUAAAAAGGUGGCUGAAGCCAAGGAUAAGGCAGCUAAAAAGAACACAGCGGUGAAGAAGGCUGCUCCUAAGAAGGCUCCAGCAAAGAAACCUGCAACCAAGAAGGCAGUAACCAAGAGCCCAAAGAAGGCAAAGAAACCUGCGGCUAAGAAAGCAGCAAAGAGCCCCAAAAAAGCAAAGAAACCAGCUGCUAAGACAGAAGCAACGAGCCCCAAAAAGGCAAAGAAACCAGCUGCUAAGAAGCCAGCCAAGAGUCAUAAGAAAGCUGCUAAAGCCAAGGUGGUGAAGACCAAGCGGGCAGCUCCUAAAAGGCGCUGA